CAUCGACAAGUCAGGGAGUGUUACGUACGUUUUUUGUGCCAUAUUUUUCAACUGAAUACUGAAAUAUGCCUGCCGUAGGAAUCGAUCUCGGGACUACGUAUUCCUGUGUUGGUGUUUUCCAACACGGUAAAGUAGAAAUAAUCGCUAACGAUCAAGGUAAUCGAACAACUCCGAGUUAUGUUGCCUUCACGGAAACCGAAAGACUCAUCGGGGACGCUGCCAAGAAUCAAGUCGCCCUCAAUCCUGCAAAUACAGUUUUCGAUGCAAAGCGUCUUAUCGGACGAAAAUUUGACGAACCUACUGUACAAUCGGACAUGAAACACUGGCCUUUUAAGGUGAAAAACGAUGGCGGAAGACCGAAGAUUGAAGUGGAGCACAAAGGAGAAACAAAGUCGUUCUUCGCAGAGGAGAUAUCUUCAAUGGUUCUGACUAAAAUGAAGGAAACUGCGGAAGCUUAUCUUGGCGAGAAAGUGACUGACGCAGUUGUCACUGUUCCAGCAUAUUUCAAUGAUUCACAGAGGCAGGCCACCAAAGAUGCCGGAAUUAUUGCUGGGCUUAAUGUCCUCCGCAUAAUCAAUGAACCAACUGCUGCAGCCAUUGCUUAUGGUCUAGACAAGAAGAGUGGUGCUGAGCGUAAUGUUCUUAUCUUUGACUUGGGUGGUGGUACCUUUGAUGUCUCGGUUCUCACCAUUGAUGAUGGCAUCUUUGAAGUGAAGUCAACUCAUGGAGAUACCCAUUUGGGAGGUGAAGACUUUGACAACCGCAUGGUUGAUUAUUUCAGGAAAGAAUUCUUAAAGAAAUACAAGAAAGAUAUUUCCAGCAACAAUCGGGCCAUGCGUCGCUUGAGAACUGCAUGUGAAAGAGCCAAGAGGACCUUGUCUUCUAGUACCCAAGCCAACAUUGAAAUAGACUCUCUCUUCGAGGGCAUUGACUACUAUGUAACAGUCAGUCGCGCAAAGUUUGAACAGGUAAAUGACGACCUGUUCCGUGAUACCAUGGAACCAGUAACCAAAGCCUUGAAGGACUCCAAGUUGGAAAAGGGAGAAAUCCAUGAGGUUGUCUUGGUUGGUGGCUCAACUCGAAUCCCAAAAAUUCAAGACCUGCUAAAAAACUACUUUGGCAAAGAACCAAACAAGAGCAUCAACCCCGACGAGGCUGUUGCUUAUGGUGCUGCAGUCCAGGCAGCCAUCUUGCACGGUGACAAGAGCGAAGCUGUCUCUGACCUCCUGCUUCUGGAUGUGGCUCCCUUGUCUCUUGGUAUCGAGACAGCUGGUGGUGUUAUGACAUCUCUGAUCACACGAAACACUACAAUCCCAACAAAGAAGAGUCAAACCUUCACCACAUAUGCAGACAACCAACCUGCUGUGUUGAUCCAGGUAUACGAAGGUGAACGUAGCAUGACCAAAGACAAUCAUCAACUGGGAAAAUUUGAGCUGACUGGCAUCCCUCCUGCUCCACGUGGUGUGCCACAGAUUGAGGUCACAUUCGACGUUGAUGCUAAUGGAAUCAUGAACGUUUCUGCUGUGGACAAAAGCACUGGAAAAGAGAACAAGAUUGUCAUCACAAAUGACAAGGGACGUUUGUCCAAGGAAGACAUAGAACGCAUGGUGAAAGAUGCUGAGAAAUACAAAGCAGAUGACGACAAGCAGCGUGACAGAAUUCAGGCCAAGAAUACCCUGGAAAGUUAUGCUUACAACAUGAAGAGCACGGUCGAAGAUGAGAAGGUGAAGGAUAAGAUCAGUGAUGAGGACAAGACACUCAUCACCGAAAAAUGCAAAGAAGUCAUUGACUGGCUAGAGAAGAACGAAUCUGCUGAAAAGGAAGAGUUGGAGGCAAAGCAGAAAGAGGUUGAAAAGGUAUGCAGUCCCAUCAUUACAAAGCUGUACCAGGCAGCUGGAGGAGCUGGUGGAAUGCCUGGUGGCGGAAUGCCUGGUGGGGGUAUGCCCGGAGGUUUCCCUGGAGGACAAAGUGCACCUCAGUCUGGAGGAGAAUCUACAGGACCUACCAUCGAGGAAGUGGAUUAAAUUGUCCAAAUAAGUGUCGUGAACUACUUUGAUGCAAUAACGUGCUGUUGUUGAACAUACCUAGAGUAAAACUUUUGCAUGUAUUACUGUUUAGAUGUUGACCCAGAUGUUUUGCAUUCUUCACUUAAGUUGAAUUUUUGGUUACUGUUGUAAGUUCAGUUCCUUAUUACAAAGAAAUAAUAAUAAACUGCUUUUGUGAACCAACA
Messenger RNA from Orbicella faveolata, 2230 nucleotides. Its product is annotated as heat shock cognate 71 kDa protein-like. The record is from RefSeq and is a predicted model, not a curated record. Lineage: Eukaryota; Metazoa; Cnidaria; Anthozoa; Scleractinia; Merulinidae. Gene Ontology annotation, molecular function: ATP-dependent protein folding chaperone; ATP binding.